AUGAUCGACCACCAGGCGCUUGUAACAAUCUUGGACCGUUACACCUUGGACGCGGUUGAAAAUCCGAAAUUGCAACGUCUAAAAGAGAGGCUCACGCCAUUUGUAUUUACAACCGUGUGGAGGAAAGGGCGGGAUCAUGCGAUUCCGGACGCGCUGUCACGCGCUCCGGUGAACGACCCCGGACCAGAGGAUGAAGCGUCCAGUGACGACGUUCAGGCAUUCGCGUGGACCAUGACACUGAGGCGAGUUGCAGCCAUCACCGGUACAAGCUCGGACGAUGACGAUCAAUCAGAUCCGUCGCUCGAAAAUUCGUUUGGACGUACGGGCAUGGUGCUCAACAGCCUACGCGAGGUCGCAACAGCCGACGAAACGUAUCUUGAUCUCAUAGCCGCCGUCGAAGCCGGAUUCUCCGCUCGUCGUGAAAUAACCGCUCCAUCCGUGCGACAAUACUGGACGAUCCGGCAGGAUUUAUCCGUGGACAACGGCCUGGUGCUUUUCGGAAAGCGCAUCGUCAUCCCCCAACGCUCCCGCCGCGACAUCCUCGUGAAACUCCACGCCGCCCACCAGGGGAUCGUAAGAAUGAAACGACGUGCCCGUCAAACGAUCUACUGUCCCAGCCUGAACAACGACAUAGUAUCGAUGGUCGAACGCUGCCAGGCCUGCCAAGAACGUCUCCCGUCUCAACAACGAGAGCCCCUCCUCCGUGACGUCCUACCAGAGCGCGUCUUUGAAGAAGUAACGGCGGACCUGUUUGAGUCUGGCCGCCUCCAUGUGCUGGUUUAUACCGAUCGCUUAUCUGGAUGGCCGGUGAUCCACCGCUGGCAUCACGCCCCGACCGCACGCGAAUUAAUUCAGGCAGAGCGACGGCGGCCCACAAUUUGCCAGAAACGUCCAGAACGCGCUACGGAAUUGGGCGUGGAAUGGCAGAACUCAUCGCCGUAUUACGCCCAAAGCAACGGCCAUGCCGAAGCCGCGGUGGACGCCAUGAAACGCUUGGUCGAAAAAAUCGCUCCUGCCAGGGACCUCGACUCCGACGAAUUCCUCCAAGGCCUACUCGAAUUUAGGAACACGCCGCGAGAAAACGGGAUGUCUCCAGCCGAAAUGAUGGCGGGAAAUCAUGGUGCCCGUGACCGGCAGCUGGAACUCGACGGAGCCGUGAAAUGGAUAUACAACGAGCGGGCCCGUUCAUUGUCACCACUUCUCAUCGGAUCACGGGUUCGCGUCCAAAACACGUCGACUCUGUUAUGGGACAAAGGAGGCGUCGUCGUGAGCGUGGGAAAGUACAGUUCAUAUCGGGUCAAGUUCGCCAGCGGGAGUGUGCUAUGGCGGAAUGGGCGACACCUGCGGCCGAUGAUUACCGACAACGAACCUGCCCCGCCACCAGCUAGCACCGAUAACGAGACGAACAACGACGGCGACAUCGGCGACGACCCAGCCCUGGGUCCAGACGCGGCUCGACAACAAGCAGAUCCACCGGCGCCAAUCAUCCCCCGACGAAGCGGGCGAAUCCGCAAACCAAAUGUUUGA
This is a messenger RNA of Daphnia pulex (common water flea), 1527 nucleotides long. RefSeq lists its product as uncharacterized. Gene Ontology annotation, molecular function: nucleic acid binding. The record is from RefSeq and is a predicted model, not a curated record. NCBI's taxonomy places the organism in Eukaryota, Metazoa, Arthropoda, Branchiopoda, Diplostraca, Daphniidae. The transcript has 3 exons. Bases 1 to 1527 code for a protein of 508 amino acids.